This is a messenger RNA of Echinostoma caproni, 3861 nucleotides long. The record is from the annotation of a GenBank genome assembly. NCBI's taxonomy places the organism in Eukaryota, Metazoa, Platyhelminthes, Trematoda, Plagiorchiida, Echinostomatidae.
AUGUACCCAUUACCAGAUACCAAAAGGGAAUAUCCCAAACCGAUCAAGUUACCGUUAGAAGAAAGCAAUAAUUCGACGCUAAGUCACCAGCUGGGUAGAUCCUCCAGUGACGAUUCAUCAACUGGCAUUGUCAAUAUUAAUCCGCAGCUUUUGAGUUUAGCGGGUGGGAAGUACAAUGUUGUCAGUCGAUCACCGCUGAACGUCGCACAAUCUGUGCAAAAUACGAAGUUGUCCCAAAUUCAUUUUGCUGUACCGACUGCAAAAGACAGUUUGAUGUACGAGCUCAGCAGUUUUCUAUCUAAGCCUAGUUCACUUCGUGGAAAGGCACAUUCAUGUGAAAACCUUCGACCAAACGGACUGAUACGAAAAAGCAAUAUGUCAAGUGUUGAAAGCGACUUUCUCUGCAGACCUACCGUAGUAAACUCUGAAGAAAAGGGUGACGCGUCACGUGCUAAAAUUGCGGCUUACGAGACAGAAUUGCAAACACUACGUGAAGAGUUGACGAGACGUUCUAUGGAAGUAGAACAGAUGUCACAGGAGCUUUUGAAUGUUAAACGAAAAGAAAAGAUAAUGCAGUCACGUCUAAAUGAUUCAGUUUACACUGAAUCGGUGAAAGAAGACACAUUUCACAAUCUUAAAGACAAAAUUGGUGAACUCUAUGCAGAUCUUGAAUCCUUACGUUGUGCACAUACACAGGCGCUUGAUCGGCAAGUUGAUCUGCAAGAGGAAAUCGCUGCUCUUCGAAGAUCCUGUGAUUGGUAUGCCGAGCAGUUAAGACUCACACAAUCGGGCAGGGAUAAAUUGUGCUCGGAAAAUGGAAAAUUACAGUCACUGUUGCAAGAAAGGGGUGAGAUUAAUCACCGCCUUACUCACGAGAAUAAUUGUCUUCAGGCACAAUUAGUUUGUGCCCAAGCAGCUUCGGCAACGGCAAAACGAAAUCUGUCGGCACAACUAGAUGCCAUUCGUAUAGAUAUGAUAGAACGUGAAGCUAUCUUCGAAAGGUUCUCUGCUGAGCGUGCCUCUCUGGAGAAGCUAAAUAUGGAACGGGCCGGGCAAGUGAGUGCACUGCAACAUAAGGUUGAAAAUUUGCAAACAGAACUACAACUUGCUGAGGAGCAAAUAGCACGCCAACGCAAUAGGUUGAAUUACUUGGAAGGCUAUGCGUCUUCAGCGGAUUUGCGACAAACAGAGCUUCAGAGUAAGUUGAUCCAAAUUGAACACAAACACCAACAGCAGCUUGCGGAGGACCAACAGUCGUUUGAAACCUCGGGAAACUAUUCGGUGACAAUGAAGCAGAUGGAAGCUCUUCAACGAGUAUGUGAAGAGAAAGAUCAAGCUCUAACGCUUAUAGCAGAAGAAAAAGCAUCACUAGAAUCAGAAUUAAACGCGGCCUAUAGAGAGAAGGACACAUUGAAUGUUUAUUUGGAACAGUUACGAAAGAACCUAGUUCGCAUCGAGGAAAGUUUCGAUAGAGCUCGAUGCGAGCUGGAUUCAAAACAGGCGCAACUCAUGGACCUGGCGGAUCAACGAAAUAGCUUACACCAACAGAUUGAGGAGCUGAAACAGCAAUUAAGUGAUUUAAUGAAGUCAGCGGCACAAUCAAAACAGGAGGAUACAAGGCCAGCAGAGGCUCAGCCAGACGACUGCUCAUUUGCGGCCCAGGACGAAAAUUCAAAAGUCGUUGUGUCUGCGGAAGUUGCGAUUCAGACGGAAUUCAGUACAGUUCCACCUGCUCAGCACAUUCAGGUAGCCAGCUAUUUUAAUCGAAUCGAUUCUAACUCCGUCAUGGUCAAUGUCCCUCUUGGACGAAAUACACCAACAUCAUGGGAUUUUAUGCGUUCAGAACCGUCCCUUGCCACAUCUGAGCAUCCUUUGGAUGAACGAUUUUCACAUGUUGGAAAAAUAUCUGCUCUGUACCAAUCAAAUGUUCUCGAUGGACAGACUCAUUGUUUGGCGAUCCCGACGAACAAUGUUGCCAACCAAUCAUCUGAAACCGUUGUCGAGCAGGAUAACUCAGACAGCUUGCUGAAGAAACCUAACAGAAAUCAAGAAUUGUACCAUCUUCCAGGUCUUGUUUGUCAAUCUAACUGGGAUGCUGUUUCAGGUCUGGCUCUAUUGUCCUCCGAACGUUCUUACACUAGAUCGUCGGUUGUGUCGACACCGUACGAGGGAGAUCAACAGUCGUAUGACAAAAUACACGAGGUCUCCACUGAAAAAUCAUUGCAGUCGGCCGGUAAGCUGGCGGGUGUUCAAAUACUCGACGAACUGCCAACAGAAAAGUCAUGCAUUUGUCCAGUGUCUCCGUCAGGCAUGAAUUCGAAGACGGUUGUUUUUGGUGAACCCGGCUUAAACGAUGCCGUCAGAAUAGACUUAAACUUUGAGGCAAUGGAAUCGGGAUUACAUACCCAAGCUGCCGUUUCACACCUCACCACAGAAACCUAUGACUAUCCACCUAACGGUGUGGAUCAUUCUUCCGAUCGAAACACUGUACCGUACGAUUAUAUGGAACACUGUGAGGCUGCUGACGGUAUACAAUCACCUGUUGGUGUUGUCACCCAAUGUGCUUCCGAAGGGUGUGACUAUUCUGAGGAUUCCGGUCCUAAUAACCAACCACAGUUGUCGGCCUCAAAUCUUCAUUAUGACGAUCAGUUCUCGCAAACUUGUGAGCCGCCUUAUUUCGAACGUGUCGCGUUGUCUCCUUUGAAUGCAUUAGAAGCACAGGUAAGCUCAUGCCGCUCCGAAAGCAUCAAUCCGAACGGUGAUCCGUCCGUUGGCCAUAUGUAUCAAAAUCUGUCCGGGGACGGUCAUGCCUUUGGAAAAACUGAUACACACGAGAAGUUGAAGGAUACUAGUUCAGUUACAGCCACAAGUGCUAGGAAUGUGGAGAAUCAUUUGCACGAUACAGUUGGACCGUGUGUACCAAAUAUCGUUAAUAGAGCAGAAAAUGUACAGGUGAAAUCCGCUUUUGGAGCCCCAAGUGUAAUAGCUAGUGAUGAACACCCGUUUAUGAAGGCUCCAUCCAAGAACAGUUUGAUGAUUGAUGCAUCCGGCUGCUUCCAUAAUGGGAUUGAUCGAAUUCCCGGACGUGAUGCCCUUUUGGAGGCAUUGAAUGAAGCCAACCAGAAGGCUGCAGAGGCCAUCUCCAAUUUGCUAGCUGCUCAAAAGGAAACCGAGGUGCAAAACGCCACCAUCGAGAGAGAAACCCGUAUUCGUCAGCAAGCUGUUAAGGCACAUCAACAGACCGUUUUGGAAUUAAAUGCCACUAGAACGAGGUUGAAUGAGUUGCAAUCGGAACUGGAGUCACUUCGGAAUCAAACACAAAAUCUGCGCACAGAAUCAACUGCACUGCGCGAACGCCAAAAUGCGUGCACUUCUGCACAUGCACUCGAACUAGAAGCACUACGGUCGAUUAUCAAGGCAACAACGGAUCAUGUAGCUUCAAUGUCUCUAUCCCUGAAGAAGGCCAACGAAGAUAAACUUCAGUUACAAAAGGAAUUAGCGCACAUCAAAGGAGGUAUCCGGGCGCAACUCGAGCGCUAUCGACUGUUUGGUCCCACCAAAUCGGUCGAUUGGACGGGCGAGGAAAACCAAACUAAUUCUAUGACAUCUGUUAGCUUAGAUGUCCACAAAUUGGAAAGCUUGAUAGGGGAAAAUACUACUCUACCCGUAUUCAAUAGCAAACCUCUUACCGGACUGAAUAAGUGUUUCGAUACGCUGCAGAUGGAAAUAUCAAGUCUCGAGGAACAGAUUGUACAACAUGCGAUAGCUGUGCGCAAUUGUGUCAAUGGUUCGGUGAAAUCCGAAAAUGAAGUCAUUCCUGCCGCAGACGGUGUGGCACAAUUCUGUGAUCGGGAACCAUGA